UUCACGAGAGACAACCUGUCCAUCCACAUGCUCUAAAUGUUAGCGAAUCCCAUUUUGGACCUGCUAUUGAUUAUACCAUUAAUUACAGGAAGAAAUCUCUAAACAGCGUUCCUACGGCACGCGACGUACAGCUGGCGCGGACCUCAGAGAAGACACUCCCAUCUAACGGUAUAACUGUGCGAAGAUUUCGUGAAAAUCGAAACACCAGAGAGAGUUCGUUUUAAGGCCAUGACAGUGGGUAAUGUUCACGACUGUGAUUAAGUGAUAUAAUUCUGGGCAGGACAGUGAUGUAGUUCGGAACACGACCUGUACUAUCGCGUGCAGGGCAUUCAAGAACGAGGCGCGGUUCAGGUGUACAAAAACACACUGACAUUUUCAAGAACCUGCAAAUUUCCUUGUUAUGUCACCAGUCUGGGUCCCACGUUAAGCUACACUCUGAGAAACGACUAAGAGCUUUGACGCCGACAGCCGACCACGUUAAUCCGAACCGGUGAAAAUCAUCCCUGCGACAACGCUCCACAAUGACUGCGCUAAACCCUGAUCGCUUCGCUGAUGCUGUUUAGUCACGAGGUGUCUGUACUUAACGACAAGAAGUGGUCAUUGUUGUCGACGUGUAAAUUACCCCCGUAGGCAGAUCGCCAACUAUGACGGUGUAUAAACAAAGGUCGUUCACCAUCUAACGUAUUAAUCCCAAAGAUGGUCUCAUUCACACAACACUAUCGGCACGAUCAACAGAGGACUGUGGAAACCUAAGUGAUUGACGUUACUGUGUUACCGCAUGUACGGCUACCCUUAAAGCACAGAAUGUGAUAAUGAGAUUGAAAGUGUGAUAUACUUGGUAUGUUGUAAUAGUGGGAUUUGCUGUUGUAUGCCAGUGUCGUGAUAGAUGUUAUCAAUGCCGCAAUUGAUUGUACUACGUCGUCAUACGAGUUUCGUUUCGUAUUAGUCGGAUGCCGAAUUUUAUCAAAACCUUUUGUCGGUGAUCAGAAUAAGAAUUAAAACAAUCAGAGUGUUUGUUUAGUGAUGUAUUUGUAAGAAUAUAGGUUUUAGGAUGAGAAAAUAAUUAGAAAUCUCCUUUUUGUCCUUUGGCAUUAUAUAUUUAAACAAUCUUUAAAUUCCACAUUUUAGGAGUAGCUGUGAAUCUAGUAUUUUGUAUGAAGCCCAAUUCUGGUGUCCCCAGCCGUGAUAUUGCUGGAAUAUUGCUAAAAGCGGCGUAAAACUAUACUCACUCACCCGCUGUAAGUAUUUGAAAAAACAAUAAUUGUAUUGGAUAAUAUAGAAUUGGUUUCAGCAGAAAUAAGCAACAUAAUUAUAAACCCCGACGUUAAUACGAAAAAGUUUAAGAAUAUAUGAUAUUUUUGGGAGGAUCGUAAACCAGUACAUCAUGAUAGAAAAACCUGAGGCUUGCAUGUGAAUGACUGUACUCUUCAUAUAGUAUCACCUGUUCCCAGACACGCAGAGCGCAUGCACUGGAAUAGAAACAAGUGAAGCGGUAAAUCCAAUACCUAAUUGGCUAGUGGGACUUGUGAUUAUCGCUAUACAAGUACCACGUGAUCAGUAGUAACAGGGUAACACAUUUAGGAUACUUACUGACCGACAAGGGCCGGGCUGACCACGCUAAUGGAUGUACUCAAUACAUGCAGGAAAUACUCCGAGGGCCGAAUAUUGUGACAUCAGCGUAUUCGUCUGUUACAACAGCUGAUCAUCAUGGGAUAUUUCAGUCAACGAAUGGAUGUCGAUGAAACUGUUUUGUUCUUCAAGUAAGUUUUGUACUGGAUGAAUACGGGAUCUUGUUGAACAGACUUUACUGCAGCUUAAUAUUUGUGAAUCCAGAUCGAAUUUCGUCGGGACUUUUAAACUCGGAGCAGAUCGUUUAGAUGAAAUCAACUGCGAUUUUACACAGGAAUCACAAAUGGCUUUGGUGAUUUCAGAUGGUCGGUGGCUAGGUGCCUGAUUCUGAGGGUGUGGGUUCGUGGGUUCGAAUUCCAGAUGGGACUCAAUCCAACAAAAGUAAUAGAAUCUGUACUUACUGAGAUAAUGUAAUCCAAAAGAAAAAACACACGUUUUAAUUCCAUCAGCAACUACUUUGAGAAAUAAUUCUCAUUUUGUCCCGAACCAGCAACUUCAUACGAUGAAAAAAGUGAACUGGAGAUUUAAUUGAAUUUAAAAUUGAACAUAGUUUAAAACGACGUUAAUGCAGCUUUCGUAAGAGCUACAGAAUCAAGAACUUAAAAGAGUUUAUCAGAUAUUAUAUGUACCAUUAAUGGGACUUUUUAGAGUUUUUAGAUGGAAAACAUAAUAAAAUAACUCUUCGAUAUUUUAAGCUUUGAAAUACAAGAGCAUGUUCGGCCUUUUCCUUUAAUUCAUAUAUAUAUAUUCCAUUAAUGCAUCAAUAUCUUUGUCUCAUGUAACAUAUGACUACUUAAUAGACAAUAAGAGUUUCUUGCAAUUAAAUAAAACAAAUCAGCCCGGGCGUCUUUCAACUACUCAAACAAAUGUCAAUAAUGACAAACAGUUAUAUGGAAAUUGAAAGCAGAUGUUCUAUUGGUUGAAAAUAAUGGAUGUUCUGAGAUGACCCCCGGGUCAAUGGCAGUGAUGCUGUAUUGAUCUCACUUGUCACAGAACAAAUGGUAGGUGGGUCUCUAGCAUAGUUUUCUAACUUGCAAAUGGCUCAUACCUAAUGCCUUACUGAGUUGGGGAAUCUGAUUAGAUAGGGUUCUCUAGGAAUAGGUUUGUCGGAAUUCGCUUAGGGCUACCGUCCGGACCGGCUGUGGUGUACUGGGAUAUAUUGGACAAUGUCCAGUCAGUGUGUCUAAAAAUAUACCCGAUAAUGGAUAUGUCGUACAACUGUGGAGACAUUAUCAAAUGUCAUUGAACAAUAUCAGUGUGUCCAGUCAGUCACGAAGACAGUGGACAUGGGAGACUACUACAACUGCUACAUCGGAGACUACUACAACGAUAGAUAUCAUUUUUAGUUAUAUUUCAUCCAUGUCAUUCUAAAUGGCUCAGAUUCUUGUACUUUUGGUAUCUGUCGCCAUGGUACCGUCAGUGUUCCCAAACGUCAUUAACCUUGGAAUCCUAGUGCCAAUAACGGGUCCAAAGAGAAUGGGACCCGAAAUUUACACCGCCGUCAACAUCUCCAUCGACCGCAUCAACUACGACGCCAACUUCACCGCACUACGAGAGAAGAACAUCACCUUCUCGUUCAUCGUGGAGGACACAACCUGCGAUGUUGGACAUGGGCUUUUUGAGUUCGUGGAAAUGGUUACCCACAGGACCAUUGCCUUCGAGAACACCCAUGCUUUUAUAGGGCCUUCUUGUAAUGACGUGUGUCUGUCUACGGGCCGGCUGGCCGGGAAGUGGGGAAUCCCCCUUGUCAGUUUCGGCUGUGAGAGUGACGUGCUGUCAAAUAAGGAACACUAUCCAACCUUCCUCAGGACCACGGGCACGUAUACAGGCAUGUCGACGUUCCUGUUGGAGACGAUGCUCCAUUUCAGUUGGUCAAGACUGACCCUGGUCAGCGGCCAGGAGAGCGUCUGGGUGGAGGCAGUAGCCGAAUUCGAGUUCAAGUUCCUGGAACAAGGACUUCAUGUUCGGCACUGGAUCGUGUAUGAAAAUACCAGCGACGCCAUGGUACAGAAAAUCUCAGAAGAAGCCAAGGAAACUCGAGUCUUCAUCCUGUGUGCCUAUGGCGACGAGAUCAUCCGACUGAUGAUGGCGGCGGAGGAGGCAGGGCUGAUGACGGGGGAGUACGCCUUCCUGGCCAUCGACUACGGUAACAGAGCUCAGAAGAGCGACAACCUGACAAUGCAUGUAGGAGACAAAACACUUAAUGGUUUACUCGAUAUAACGAUAGACGUUGAGCCGGAGAGUGAGGUGUUCAAGUCGUUCCUGCUUGAGAUGGAGAGCACUACCGUUGUAGGAACUGAAGGGGGUCAUUAUGAACACGGCAUACACCUGGCACUACUAGCGGACGCUAUAUACCUGUAUGCUGCAGCUCUCAACAGCAGCCUGGCCGACGGCGCAGCCAUAGACGAUGGCGUCUCAGUGGCAGAUCAUAUGUACGGGGUCGUCCUAUCAGGUAUUAGCGGUACGUUACAGAUACUGACGGACGGAAGUCGGCUUGCAGGUUAUAUGCUCCACAAUCUGGUCAAUGACCGGUACACACCGACAGCCAGAAGUCGUCUUGGGGGUCGCGGGUUCUAUGUUCUUAACAGCACAGUGGUAUGGCCCGGAGGAACGAAGACGCCACCCUCAGGACAACCUGCAUGUGGCUGGGAGAACGAACACUGCCCCGACAACACUAUUGCCAUCAUCCUGGGCAGUGUCGGCGGCAUCUGCGGCGCCCUUGUCAUCAUCAUCGUUGCUGGGAUCAUCAUCAGCAAACGCCGGAUUGCACAGGCUGACCUGCAGAGACUGGACUGGAGGAUCCCAUCCGACCAGCUGACCGUUAAACAAGGCAUCCGAUCCUUCCACGGAAGCAUGAUAAGUAAAGCAACAUUUGGGAUGCACGGGUCCAAGCUAUCUGUUCCCUCAGUCGACAGUGGUACGACAGUUGACUCCAGAGGAGGUCAGAUAUUCUCCAGGACUGCACUUUACGAUGGUCAAAUAGUGGCCUUGAAGACCAUCCACAAGUCUUACGUGGCCCUAACCAAGGACGUUAUUCAGGAGAUAAACCGAAUACGAAACCUGAAACACCCCAAUAUAAACCAACUGGUUGGUGUGUGCAUGGAGCCGAUGAAGCUGUGUCUGGUUUGGAUGUACUGCCCAAAAGGGAGUCUCGAGGACGUCUUGCACAACGAACGUAUCAAACUGGACUGGAUUUUCAAGUUCUCCUUUGCCUCUGAUAUAGUGAAGGGCAUGAUCUACCUCCAUCACUCUCCUGUGGAAUGUCACGGCCGUCUCAAGACUAGCAACAUCCUCGUGGACGGACACUGGUCAUGCCGGAUAGCGGAUAUGGCCAUGCCUUACUUCCGGGAGGGAGAACGUUCUAACAAGGAUGGGGAGCACGCAGAAUUUUACCAGAAAUUGUGGACUGCCCCUGAAAUACUUAGGGAUCCUGAAGAAUUUCCGAAGGGCAGCAAAAAAGGCGAUACAUUCUCUUUUGGGAUAGUGCUCCAAGAACUUAUUCUAAGGACUGGGCCCUAUGGAGAUUCUCAGUUGAACCCAAAAGAUAUAGUGUCUCGUGUGAAGACGACAGAGCACCCCCCCUACAGACCGGUGGUGGAGGGUGGGGAUGCUCCUGACGCCAUGCUGGACCUCAUGAGGAUAUGCUGGGAGGAGAUUCCUGCAUUUAGACCCAACUUCUCCACCAUAGAAUACAGCCUGAAGAAACUCAAUAAGGGAAAGGUGGUGAGUCUGGUGGACCAGAUGGUACAUAUGUUAUCCAACUACGCGGACCAUCUGGAGGAGUUGGUUGAUGAGAGGACCAACCAGCUGGAGGAAGAGAAGAAGAAGACCGAGGAGUUGCUGUGUAGAAUGUUGCCCAGAUCUGUCGCCGAGAACCUGAAGAAGGGGAAGAAUGUCGAACCGGAAUCUUUCGGCUCCGUCACCAUUUUCUUUUCAGACAUCGUAGGAUUCACCGCACUUGCAGCCAGUAGCACACCGUACCAGGUUGUCAACUUCCUGAACGAUCUUUACACCUGCUUUGACAACAUCAUCGACACCUAUGACGUGUACAAGGUGGAAACUAUUGGCGAUGCCUACAUGGUGGUGAGCGGACUUCCGGUUUCUAACGGAAUGCGGCAUGCUGGAGAGGUGGCUAUGAUGGCGCUGGAUUUGCUGAGCUCUGUGAAACACUUCACUAUAAGACACAUACCUGAAAAACAGCUGCAGUUGCGGAUUGGCAUCCACAGCGGUCCAGUCGUGGCCGGUGUUGUGGGACUGAAGAUGCCGAGAUACUGCCUGUUCGGGGACACAGUGAACUACGCCUCUAGGAUGGAGUCUUCCGGUCUAGCUCUGCGGAUCCACGUGAGUCCCGAAUGCAAGUUGGUGCUGGACAAGCUGGGGUUCCACGUGGAGCUCCGGGGAGAGGUGGUCAUGAAGGGCAAAGGAACGGUUGUUACAUAUUUCCUGAAGGGCAAAGACGGAUUUCAUAAAGAGUUACCUUCCCUGGACCUUGCUGUGCCUUUAGCUGAACACACAUUCAAAUAAUCAGCAAACAAUUCUUACAUUUCUAUACAUGUUUCCACUUCUAAAAGUUACAGGGGUUAGCUAGAGUUGGCAAUGCUACCCACACAAACCUGUCCUGCAUGCCCCUGUAGCAAUGUACGAAAAGCUACAUAUCAGUGCGAAUAUUUUUACAGUGAUCAAUUUGGUGCAUAAAUAGAAAAUACUUUAUUUACAUUUUUAAAAUCACAUCGUAAAUAAGGACACCCAAAGCUAUUGACAAUAAGAUCAUUCAUACAAUUGGAAAAACGUUUAUCGCAUUUUACUGUGUAUUUAUUUUACUUUAAAAUAGGCUUGUUUUUGUGUUAAUUUUCUAAAAAUAAACGAAUGUUUCAGUUCACAGUGUUACAUUCGUGCUGCAAUACAGAUAUUUAACUAGAUUAUCUAAAACAUUUUUGUGACUGUUCUGGUGUUCUGGUGUUUCAGUACCAUUUCAAUUUCUUCUUCAGAGAGAAUUAUGACGUUGUAUUUAAGACCACCCAUAAGAACAUAUUCUUCUACAACAGACUUAUAGGUGGUAUGUUGGAAAUCUGCCAAAAUGAGAUGAAUGCCAAAUGUAGAUCUUUGGAAGAUAAAUUUAACACGACAAAACAAAAAAGCAAAAAUUGUGAUGUUCUACAUACCAGUAGUUCCAGGUGUAUAUACAAAUUCUAAGAGACACCGUAUCCAUGGUAACGUAAUCUCGUAUAGUAUGUUAAUCCGGAUGUUUUAACCCAGAAAGGUUCUACAUGAAUGGGUUAAGUUUUCAUUUGAUGUGAAACAGUAUACAUAUACAGGAAUCUGUGAUACCUUAACCAACAUUGUUGUAUUUUUGUAAAGACAGAAUGUGACAUUCUUAAUAAUUUUUAUGUUGCGAUGUACAGAGUUUUUAUGUAUGAAAUCAUGUGUACUGCAAUGUGUAUGACAUCACGACUGACAUAUUCAUAUGUAUAUAGCAGGGUAUGACACACGUGUUACAAGACAAACAGACCGGAUAUUGCCAUAAACUGAUUAUAUAAAGAAAACCGUCAAAGAUGAACUGUGGUAUAGAUGUUUCAUAUAAUACAUUCCCAAUAUAUGUACAUGUCAACAAAGAGUUUCUUCAUAUGUACAUGAUUGUAUUCAGUGCCACUGGCGAAUAACACACGCAGGGAACAGAGUUGUGUCCCUUAUCUGUUACAGGAUCAGCUGGUUAGGGUUUGAAUUCCUGUCUGUCCUACUCAAGUCAUGCAUGUCUGAAACCUGAUCAUCAGUGUGGGAUUUCCAGAAUGCUCUAACAACCCGUGAUAUAACUGACAUAUUAUUGUAAGCGGUGUUACCUCAGCCACCCACCCACUCACUGAACCACUGUUGUGGGUGUAUUUCGUGAUGACAUGUUAUCAAUAUCUGUCCACCAUAAAUUGUUUAACUUGAAUUUGACGAAAAAGCGAGUCAUACGAUGGAGACAGCAAGUAUGUCAUAUAUCUUUGGGGGUUUGAAUGUGAUAAAACGAAGUCAUUGUAACUCUUUUAUUUACGUAACUAUAUAAAUUGCAUGAAAGGUUUUGCAACAGCAUCUUGACAUCUUGACAUCAAGC
Molecule: messenger RNA, 7723 nt
Organism: Haliotis rubra (blacklip abalone)
Lineage: Eukaryota; Metazoa; Mollusca; Gastropoda; Lepetellida; Haliotidae
Product: atrial natriuretic peptide receptor 1-like
Biological process (GO): intracellular signal transduction; cGMP biosynthetic process; receptor guanylyl cyclase signaling pathway
Cellular component (GO): membrane
Molecular function (GO): ATP binding; guanylate cyclase activity; peptide receptor activity
Source: RefSeq, a predicted model, not a curated record